Molecule: messenger RNA, 6470 nt
Organism: Geodia barretti
Lineage: Eukaryota; Metazoa; Porifera; Demospongiae; Tetractinellida; Geodiidae
Source: the annotation of a GenBank genome assembly
UGUGCUAAUAUAGCGAGAAAACCACUUCAUUAUCAUUGAAUUCCACGCUGAUUGCGCAGGCUCGAUCCAGAAGCCACCGCAAAAAUUCACACUAUCCCGGACGCGACAACGCAGCGCCUCAAAUAGCCCGCGCCUACCCGCGUGUGCAAAACUGCAACGAUUUUCAGAAGCAGACGAGCACACGCUAUCUACUGACUUCAUAGCUAUUUUUCUACAGCCGUCCGAGCUGACAGUCGCUGUUUGUGUGUGACGACGGAGCGAGCAUGGCCUCGUCACCCUUCUCGUUUUGUCUCGUCCUGACGCUCGUGUUUGUCUGGCGAGUGGAGGGUCAGAACUGUGACAGUACCUCCGCGCUCAGUGAUUCCAGCCACUCAGUCGUGACUGGGAAUGCAGAAGAAGCGAGGGUCGCCGCAUUUUGCCACGUUGCCUGCAUCAACUACUUCUUCCGAUCCAUGAGCGGGAACGGCACCAACGACACCAACAUGGACAACAACACGUCUAUCGACGGCCAAAAUGAUACAGUGGUCGAAGAAGAGUCCACGAUGCCGGGGGUGUAUGUGUUCACACGUUGCCGCGACCUACGAAAGUAUCUGGACUGUCGCAGUGGGUGUAUUGCACAAUCAAACAACAACUGUGGAAAUUGUAGAGGAAGAUGUCAAGACUUGUGCAGAUUUUCUUCCUGUGAAUUUCGCAGGACUUGUGAUUGGAAAUCAGUGUGGUGCUCAAUGUGAUACCAAUGACUGUAAUAAUGGAUGCCAGCGUACUAUUCCUUCAGAUGUUUUAGAAAAGCCAUCGGCACCCCCUGUGCUGACCCCCAUGAGUGAUACAUCGUUGUUUGAUGUCGAUGUACCCAUGGAACUGGAGAUGUUUGAAAAGCCGUCUGUUGUCUUUCAAAUUGAGUAUCGCCCAGGAGUGUUUGUCUACCAUUGGAUGGUUGAUGUCAUCAUGACGUCGUUUACGGAGAUAACAAUUGCAGAUUUCCUUCUUGACCUCACCAGCUUUCCAGCAGAAAGCAGGCUCAAUGUAUCGUUUGCCUAUGCCACUGAAGAAUCAGGCCUCUCCACCUUCUCUGACCCUACUGAAAUACAACUGUCAGGGACAUGUUCUGUCAGUGCAUUGACCGAGACUCAAGUUAGUAUUACCAGCGACCGAGAUACGCGAGCAGGAUUUUUCAAUCACCCUGUGCUGAACGUAACCUGGUGUCCAACUUCAUGUCCUGAGGGAGUGCAGAAUUAUACUGUCACCAGACGCAACUGUGAUGAAGAAGUAUCUGAGACUGUUAAUUCUACCACAUCACGUGUGUUGCUGAGAUCCAAGUCCCCAGGAUUUUUCAUUCGCCCUUGUACAGUGAGAGUAGAGGUGAAAACCUUUCUUGCAAACGGAGGUACACAGCUGGUCUCCAGAACAUUAACAUUAUCAAAUGCUAAUUCAGUGGUCUUCCCUGAGCUAGAGCUUUCAUGUUCAGCUGCUUACGAUAGAGAGGAAGAGAAAUAUGUAUUGGAUUCACAGCUCACAGCUCCAUUCUCACCUGCUACUCUCAGCAAUAUUGAAGUGUUUGUAAUUCGCUGGGAUUCUUUCCUGAAACCACAACAGGUGUCCGUGACCCAACAGCUGUUGCACUUGGUCUAUUUCGUAUAAAUAUACCUGUAAGUGUGAACCAGACAGUGUAUCAUUUCUCGCAACAGUUGGAGCCAUUUAAGAAUCAAUCACGGUUCUACCGAACCUCUGUCGAAGUGUUUUGGAGGGAGGGUAGGGGCUUGCCUGCCCUCUCUAUAAACUGUGAGGUGGAUGGGGUUGAUGCACCUCCACCCCUACCAAUUAGUUUAAUCAACAUUACAAACCGCGAUACUGGACGUGUCACACCAACAGGUGACGGUCGGGACGUGGAAGUAACUCUAAGGUUUAAGUUUGAAAGACCCGAGGUCCUGUUUUCUGAGGCGACUCCCCUGGUCUACGAGGUGUACUUGGGAUUAAACCGUCUUGGACCAACUGGUGAUGAUCAAGUUUCGAAAACGGGGCUCCGUGGAGAUAUACUGCGGACAUUUCCCGCAUCAUUAAAUGAGGACAUGAUAAAGACCUACCUGCGGAUUCGCUCAUACCAGUUUCGUGACUUUCCAAGCGACUGGAGUGACCCGAUGGAAGUCCAGUUCUUAGUUCUUCCGAUACCAGGGCCUGCCAAUGAUCUCGCAGUCCAACUGAGUCAGGUGAAUGUUGAACACCGGGAGCUAGGGGCAUAUAUACUGCUGAGUGGAGACGUUACUUGGACCUGGAGUCGAGCUAACUCAGAGUUACCAGGAGCUGCAGUGUUUGACCACUUCAAUGUUAUAAUCGGACCGGCAUCUUACACACAUAUGAAUAGGACUUUUCCUCUGGAUCAAGCAGAUAUUCUUCUUCCAGACGACUUCAUGUUAGACCUUCCCUUCAGCGUAUCUGUAAGAGUUUCAUGGGAGGAAGAAACACAGACAAGUGAUCCCAGGACACAGACGAAGAGGAUUCGCCCCGUGCCUCCCCCACGAAACAUCAUCAUUACACCUCUGAACCCCAGACUCAUUGCCGAUGGGUCACAGACCAUGCUCUCAGCAGAUGUGGUGGUGCAAUGGGCUAGCCCCGGAUUAGAGGAUCUUGCCAAAUACGAGAUCAAAGUCACAACCGAUCCUAAUGGCCUGGAAGAGUUUGGUGAAUUUUCAAAGUCUCACGACUCUGUUGCUCCUGGUUCCACACAGCUGAUAAAGAACUUCACAGAAGUGGAAGACGAUCCACAGAAUCCUCGGAUAGUUGUGCAGAUGAGAUCAAUGAUGAAAGACUUGGUGAAUGGAGACACAAUCUUUCUCCCACGAUGGAGUGAUCCAGAACCAGUCUCCAUAGAUAUCCUCUCUCCGCCUGCAAUCAGCAGUCAGCUCCUGUCAUAUAGCCUCGUACCCGCUGAAGAGAAAUCUCUGUCAGUACGUCCGUCAACCUUAUCUGGGAAAGGACAGGGGAGGGUGACGAGAUAGAGAGAUACGAAGUCUGGGUGGGCUCCAGGGCCCUUGCAGAGUUUGAGCAGCCAGACAAUGAGGACUUUGGACAGAUCUUCAUAUUUCCGGUUGAUGAUCCAUCUGCCAGCGAUACUAGUACGAACUCUACCAGUGAAAACUCCACUACAAUCGACAACCUGAAUGCUACCAAUGAGACUAAUAUGAGUACUCUUAUAACAGAGGUGGUAUUUGCACAAUUCUUGGAUGAAUCUCCUAGUGGAAAUGUCCACAUUCAGAUUCGAAGUGUCAGCAUGACAAAAAUCCCAAAAUGGAGCACACCAUCACUUACACACCAACGCCAGGCCUCUCUCCCACCUGUGAACAUUAUGGUGGGGACCCCUGACAUCAUUAGGGACGACGUGAAGAAUUUGAUAGACGUGAAAGUUGAGCUCGUGUGGGAGCUACCGAUGAUAGUAGAAGACGAAGGCACAGAAGCUCCCGCUGCCACUAGUUUCGUGCUCGCUUUCCCCUCGUCCUCCUUUGUCAUUAGUCUCAUCCCGUCCCCCUCUCUCUUCCCCUCUCCCUCCCCUUCCCCCAAUGAGAGGAACAAGAGGCAGGUCGAGGGUGGAGAGUCAGAGACUGGUUCUGGUUCCGGACUGGGCAGUGGCGAUGAUACGGUCCCGCCCCAACUGCCAAACAUAACAGCCAUAUGGGCCUACAUGGGAAAGGCUGAACUCGAUACAUAUGCCCCAAGACCAGAAGAGAAUGUACAAGAUUUCAAGCCAGAUGAGACAAGUGGUCCAGUGAGCAUGACUUUCUCCACUCAGGAGAAAGAAAACCUUACACUCUAUGUACAGAUGCAGAUUGAGAGAGAGGGUAGCUUCCCUACCUGGAGUGACCCCAAACGCAUCACAAUUCCCCCAGUUACUCCAGCCACUAAAGGAGUGAGGGUAACGGAAGGAACAGUCCCAACACUCCCCAUAGCUCUCUCAGUUGUGGGAGCUGUUGUUCUAGUACUGAUCAUCGCUAUUGUCAUUGUCAUCUGCUGCAUCUGCUACAACAAGAGGCAGUAUAAGAUAAUAGCAGACGGACAAGAAGAUGCUCUUGAUAUAUACUCUCGUCCGGGGCUCACUGGUCUGUACAGCGGAAAGGGUCCCAUUCUGGACGAGUGGGAAAUCUCAACCGAUGAUGUCAUCGUCGACGAGCUAUUGGGGGAGGGGGCAUUUGGAGAGGUGUACAAGGGGGUGAUACGAGGACCGCUCGAGAAUCCAAAGAUUUCGGCUGUCCUGAGGCAGGCUAUUGGUGUCCCUGUUGCCAUCAAGCUUCUCAAGACAACGUCUGCCGGGAAAGAAAAGGCCGACUUUCUGGCAGAGAUUGACAUGAUGAAAAAGAUAGCCGAGGGGUACAACACCCACAUUGUCAACAUGGUGGGCUGCGUCACACUCCAGGAGCCCCUCUGCCUCAUCACCGAGUUCAUUCCCUAUGGAGAUCUCCUCUCCUACCUCAAACACCAGAGGAAGAAGCGAUCAGAGGCACGCAGGAGAGAGAAACUGCGACAGCAACAGGGGUUAGAGCACGGGCAGACAAACGGAGGAGGAGAGUCGUAUGAAAUCAUGAUUACACCAGGAACACAGCAAGGAGGAGGAGGAGGAGGAGAAGGAGGGGGAGGGGGGUACGAAGUGAUGACACCUGGAGGAGACACUACUACUACUGGUGGUGGUGGUGAAGAUGCAUACGAUGCUCCCAUACUUCCAAGCCCUGCCCCUUACCUGGAGACUCCAAAUGCCUAUUCCCACCUGGAACCCAAGACGACAGAAGAUCCUCAAACCCCAGAAGAAGACCACAGUCAAUACAAGGAUCUCGGCGACAUUGAACCUGAUGACCUCAUUCGAUUUGCCUACCAGAUUGCCAGUGGGAUGGAGUACCUGGCCAGUUUGAGCAUUGUCCACCGUGACCUUGCCUGUCGUAAUGUCCUCAUUUCCAAAGACAAACUGCUGAAGAUCACUGAUUUUGGCCUGUCUCGCGAAGUCCAGGAAGUGUAUGUAAAGAAAACUCGAGGUCGCCUGCCUCUGAAAUGGAUGGCUAUUGAGAGUAUCACUGCCCGUGAAUUUACCACUGCUUCUGACGUAUGGGGCUUUGGAGUCGCUCUCUACGAAAUUGGAACAAUUGGAGGGUUCCCCUACCCGUCAAUCAAUAAUGAAGACCUCCUCAGAAUGCUGAGUCAGGGAUACCGUCUUGAAAAACCUGACAACUGCUCUGCUGAAGUGUAUGACCUGAUGCUACAUUGCUGGCAGGAGGACCCACCAGAUCGUCCAUCCUUCUCACAGCUCCGUUCCCAAUUCAGUGCCAUGCUCCAGGCUGGCUCUGCCGAGGAGUACAUUGACCUCCAGAUUAACGAAGAGGCCCCCUACUAUCAGAUGAGAGACGAGGACAGGAGGGAGAGGAGCGACUCGGCCAGCUCUGAGAGCUCAGAGGGGAGCAUCGAUAGCCUCACCAAAGAAAAGAUUCCGAAGGAGAAGAAGAAGGUGAAGCGAAAGAGGACCAACCCCUACGUCUCCACUCCACAACAGCAGCAACAAAACCAGCAGGAGGGAGGUGAAGAUGGGUAUAUACCAAUGGAGAGUGCAGGAUCUGCUCUGGAUGAUCGCCCGGUUCAGUUAGGAAUCCCCAUCAGCCAGCUGAUGCCCGCCAACGAUAACCAGCCCACCCCGGUCAACGAGGUUGAGACACCGCUCGAGAAUCGCAGGACCAACCCUUACGUCACCGAGCCUUCCGAGGUUGCAGACGGGAGCCUCGUGGCGUCCUCCGUGCCCCUGGUCGUUACCACUGAUGGAGUCAUGACUGUACGCGACUCAGUCAUGGAGCUCACAGAAUCCACUCACCUCUAGACUUGUCUCUGGGACAGACACACAAAAAAAACAAAGUCUAUUGUCUAUAUCAGUGUCCAUAUUUACUUUUUGUUCUGUUCCCUCAUUUUUCAUGCUUAGAUAUUUUUCAUUUGUGUGUAUUACUCAUUGAUAUUAUAAAGAUGGGCACUGGUCUUCUUUAGUGGUUGAUAGGUGAAUGUAGUUGAUCUCCCAUACAACCUUUUUCUAGUAUAAGUAUACAGGUGCAGCUCAAUAAUGAUGAGCAAAGAAAAUGAUAACAUGUUGUAUGUGUUAUAGUUGACUAGAUCAGAUCAAAAGUUUAUCAAAACUGCAUUUACUAAUAAACCGGCGAUUGCAACACCAACCAAGAAAUCCUGUGUAUCGAUCAGGUACGUCUGCAUGCACCUUAGCAGUGUUACCGUGUCAUUCACAGUUAUUAGAGACGGUCAUGUCAACUUUCCCAGCGGAUGUUUUCGUUUUUCUUCUGCCGCCACUGUCCUCCUUGCCCAUGAACAUCACCAAACACCGAGCUACCUGUAUACACAGGUCUCGGGUUGACAACCGGACGCACAGCCGCUCUUAGUCACACUUUCGAAACUUCUUCAGUUGAUGUUGUUGAUGCAGGGAAAAUGCGACAGCAUUUCUGUGU